Messenger RNA from Scedosporium apiospermum, 1890 nucleotides. RefSeq lists its product as uncharacterized. Gene Ontology annotation, biological process: DNA-templated transcription. The transcript has 5 exons. Gene Ontology annotation, molecular function: DNA binding; zinc ion binding. NCBI's taxonomy places the organism in Eukaryota, Fungi, Ascomycota, Sordariomycetes, Microascales, Microascaceae. The record is from RefSeq and is a predicted model, not a curated record. The coding region runs from base 1 to 1890 and encodes 629 amino acids.
AUGAUGUCUAACAUAUUCCUCGGUGCUUCCGCAUCCAGUGUGAUAACACGCGCCCUUGUCCUUUAUGUGUUCGAGCAAAUGAGGCGUGUACCGAGGCGACGGAACGGACUAGGAGGUCCAACCAUCUUCCACAAGUAUCGAUAUACACACUGUAAAAAGAACCAGGUUCACGAUGCCAUCCCCGAUGCCAAUCCGUCUGAGGAUACACCACGAGAGAAGCGACCUCCCGUUCCCGUUUCUCAAAUCAUUGGCAUGGAGUUGCCAUCACCAUCGAUAACAUGGGCGUUGUUCCAAUCGUACUCCGACUGCAUGCACUGGUACCUCACGGUAUUUCACGAGCCUAGCUUUAGUGCCCGAGCCCACCCCAUCGUCGUCAGUGGCAUGGCUGAUCCCCAUGACAAGAGCUUCCUUUAUCUUAUGCUUGUUGUCUGCUUCUUUGGCGCCCGGUUCAUGCCGCAGAAAGAUAGGGAGGAGAAAUGCCAAGGUGUGGACUUUCCCCAAUUGGAAUUGAAAAUCCUGCAAGUUGCCGGGGCUUGGUUUCUGCCGUCUAUGCAAGAGUUUACGAUAGAGGCGAGGGUUUACAACUACCUUCUAGGCAGCGCGUACUUCAUCGUAAGUCAGACGCACGCUGCUUCCGUUACUGUAGAAGCCACCAUCAAAGCUGCGAUGAGAAUGGGUUUGCACCAGGAGCACACUUGGAAAUCGGUUGACGAUCAUGAACGAGAGGUUCGCCGCCGCCUGUGGUGGGUUCUCUUCAUCACCUCGGGCUUUAUGGCAAUUUCAUAUGGUCGCCCGCCUAUAGUAGUCAUCGACGAAUGCCAAGUUGAAUUACCGCUGAGCUUUGAGGAUAACCCUGCUUCCAUUAUGCGCGACCUCUACUUUGGUCGCCGGCGAAAACCCCGCGAUCUGAUCCAGCAGAUCUCCGCAUUCCACAGGCAAUUGCUCGACUGGGAGCGGAACAUUGGACAUGAACUCAGACCCGAGACUUAUUUGGGCCGCUCCUACGACAGCCCAGGCGCGGAUCCGGUUCUGCGGAAACUUGCGCUGCAGGCCAUAACGCUACAAAUAUCUUACGACAACGCCCAAGUUAUAUUAUUCCGCCCGUUAAUAACCUUAGAUAGGCCUCUCCAUAUCGACCUCCCUCUACCGGUAUCAAACCAAGAUAGACAAGCCGAGGCGGAGCUGAUGCGUGACUUGAAGCGAAAGGCGAGAAACCAGUGCUGGUCCUCGGCUGUGCGCACCUCGCUCAUCGGAGAGCAUGCCGAACUGCUUAAACUGCUCCGAGUUAGCCCAGCAGCUGCUCACGCCGGGGUCCAUGCUCUCGCGGCGGGCGUCAUCCUCAGCAUCAUCGCGCUUGCUGACCCGCUCUCUGAUCAAGGGCAGGAAAGUAAGCGUGGAGUUGCGAGGCUAAUCAAAGUAGCCAAAGACACCGGAUUUUUGGCGCCGAUAUGGUCCCAGCUAAGGGAGGUUUUGACAGACUUGAUGCAUGUCAUAGCGGGCGAAGAAACUCAGCAUUUGAUCAAUGCGAGGGGAGACAUUGGCUUUGGCCGCAAGAACGACAUGGCGAUUUCUCCAUUUGGAGAGCCAGCAGCAGAUGCACUUCCCGCGAUGCCCAACGAAGCCUCUCAAAGUGCCUAUGGGACGGUGCGAAGCAGUGUGUUGAACAUUGCGGAGCUGGUGGGAUCCGCGCCGCAAGAUCUCGGACAAGGAGGACAGGGCCAACCCUCGUUUGUACCACAGAUGGCUCUAAGCGGCGAAAUGCAGGAAGGCCAGGCUAUCGUCAGAAAUGAUUCGAUGUCGUAUGAUACGGUAGGCUUAGCAGACUGGAAUCUCGGCCUGCCAGCCGCGGACCAGACGUGGAUGUGGGAUAACGCCCUGACAUAUCUUUAA